AGGCAUAGCACACAUGUCUGUGGAGCUGUUGAGGCUUGGUUAACACUGCUGUAACAAAUCAAUAAAGUUACAUCUAAUAUCUAGCCUAAACGUGGGUAUAGCUUUUUGUUGGAAAAUGACUCAAAUUUGAAAAACCUGAUUCUAGGAGUCUCCGAUUACUCUGCGUGGCAUUUUGCAAAAUGCCAUUCCUUCAUGUUGUUUGAUAACUUCAGCUGUGGAUGAUUUCACCAUCGCUCCCCUACUACUAGGGCAUGAUGUUAUCUGGGGUUACCCUAGCUGUUGAUGAGCAGUCCUAGACUCUGCUGGCAGAGCAGCAGGCUCUGACGUGCCCAGUGCACUACCCCCUCUCAGCUUCACAGGGAAGCUGCUGCUCUCCCAGAUCAGACAGACCAAAGUAAAGGAUUACCCAUUAGCCCAGGAUCUCAGCCUCCCCGGCCGUGCAGAAGUGUUAGAGAGGGGCGUCCGUGUGGCUGCUCAGGGUCGUGGGUAGCUGUUGACGGACGAGCAGCGUGCAGUCGGUGUGAAGCGAGGCCUCGUGGUCCCGGCACCCGCCUGAGUUCAGGUGGACUCUGAGCUCGUGCGGCCAUGCCUGGCUGGUUCUCUCAAGUUUCCAUUGAAUGGUAACAAAAGAGGCAGCGAGAGUGGGAGCAUGUGUGAGGAGGGCCCUGGAUCCCCUGGCAGCACGAGCUGAGAGACAUGUGCUCUGCACUUCAGGAGUAUCCUUAGUGACUCAGACAAACUACAGCCCAGCAACUAAGAUCACUCUAGGAGCAGUCAACGCCAAUGUGGGGUCUCAAAUGAUCCUCAGCACGCCACAGAGAGUUCCGCACGCAGGUAGCAUCAUCAUAAGCAGCCCGUUCACUCACGCUCCCAGCAUGGUGGCCCCGGGACGCCCGCAGGACCAUAACGAGUGGACCCCGGGGGCCAAGAAACGCACACACGAGUACCUGGACCCAUAUUUCUCAGACCGGGACGGGCUCUUCUCAGGAGACUCCUCAGCCAGCAAGAGGAUGAGGAAGGGAGACAAGAACGGCAAGGGCCUGAGGCACUUCUCCAUGAAGGUGUGCGAGAAGGUGCAGAAGAAGGGAACCACGUCCUACAACGAGGUGGCAGACGAGCUGGUGGCUGAGUUCACCAGCGCCGGCAGCGUGAUGCCCACCGACUCGCAAGUGUACGACCAGAAGAACAUCCGGCGACGUGUGUACGACGCCCUGAACGUGCUGAUGGCCAUGAACAUCAUCUCCAAGGAGAAGAAGGAGAUUCGCUGGAUCGGCCUGCCCACCAACUCUGCCCAGGAGUGCCAGACCCUGGAGGUGGAGAAACAGAAACGCUUGGAGAGAAUCCGUCAGAAGAAAGUCCAGCUGGAGGAACUCAUCCUACAGCAAAUAGCCUUUAAAAACCUGGUUCAGAGGAACAAAGCGUGCGAGGCGGCUAGCCAGGCCCCGCCCCCUUCUGGCUCUGUCAUUCAGCUGCCUUUCAUCAUCCUCAACACAGACGUCCACACAGUCAUAGACUGCUCCAUCUCCAGCGACAAGUGCGAAUACCUCUUCAACUUUGACAACACAUUCGAGAUCCAUGACGACAUCGAGAUUCUGAAGCGCAUGGGCAUGUCUCUGGGUUUGGAGAGUGGGAAGUGUACGCCAGAGGGGUUCAGAGUAGCCAAAUCUCUCGUGCCAAAGUCUUUGGAGUCCUACGUCGCAGGCAUGAGCAGGGGCAGUCAGCUCUCUGUGACAGGCAGCCUGGACUCCUCCUCUCUGAACGGCAGGAGGAGCCACAGCAGCACCGGCCGCUCCUUCACCUCAGAGCCCCGUGGUCAGACCCCCAGCUCCUUCAACGAGGAGGAGGAGGAAGAGGAGGAAGAUGACGACGAUGACGAGCCCUCCUCCCCAGAAUGAUGGAAAGUCCAUAGUAAUGCCCUCCUCCAUGCCUCUCCACGGCCUCCCAUUUCCCUCUCCUAACACAAGAAGAAGAAGGUGGAGGAGGUGGUAUAAUACAGGAAAUAAGCUGCCAUUCAGGUCUAUAAUAAGAUAUUUUAGAAGCAUUUAUCUCUUUCCCAUGACCUUCCUUGUAGUUGUUUUGUAAAUACUGCUCCUGUGAUUACCCCUGCAGCGAAAAAAUAAGGUUGUGUGCCAUUUUCUGCCCAGGGUGAAAAGAAGUUACAGACUAGUUCUCAGAGCAAUUCUGUUAAGAUUUGAGUGCUAUGUUUUUGUAGGUGCUUUCGACUAAACGAGCUGAGAGUUGUGUUGUUCCUAUGCAUCUAAACAUGCCGUAGUGGGUGUUUCUUAGCUUGAAACAUCACAGACUCAGUGCUUUAUCUCAUGAACAGAAUGUCCUUGGGAUUAUUGAAGAUGUCAUAUUUAUUUCCCUCUGACAUUGAAAGGUGAAACCAUAUAUGAGUAGUACAUGUGUUGGUGUAUGCUAGUGUUUUUCUUUAUGUUCGUUUAUGGCAAAGUUGAUCUAAAUUGAUGCCAGCUGAUGCCACUCUAAGUUUCCAUGAAAGUAAAAAAUCUUAAUUUAAAAUGUUUAGAUCAUAACAGAAGGGGAUUUAUAGACUUCUUUGACACAAAAACAUUUUGUAAAAUCAUAUUUUUUAAUGUUACUUAGGAUAUUUUGCAUAUUUCACAGUUUACUUCUUUGCUAAUGCUGCAGCUGUUUGAAAGAUUUUCCAGCAACCUUUAACGCAGAUAGGCAUUCUGCAUUGUUACGAGGAGGAUAAGGAAUGUUUUUUUUUUUUUGGUGUGUAUGUGAGAACCCCUUAGUCUAUCUCUUCUGGAUGCCUUUUUAACAUAAUCCCAAAGCCAAACAAUGCCCUCUGAGACCCAAAGUAUGUUUAGUCUAAAUUACUUUUGAGCUCAGAUCUCUUUAGGACCUUAUUGGACAUUCCACCUAGGAAGAUUUGUACUCUGUGUGGAGGGCUCAGCAGGUAUAACUGUCUGUAAAUAUACAUAAAUAAACAUAUAAUUUUGGUUACAGAAA
Molecule: messenger RNA, 2976 nt
Organism: Hypomesus transpacificus
Lineage: Eukaryota; Metazoa; Chordata; Actinopteri; Osmeriformes; Osmeridae
Gene: tfdp2
Product: transcription factor Dp-2
Exons: 11
Coding region: 618-1895 (425 amino acids)
Biological process (GO): regulation of transcription by RNA polymerase II; regulation of cell cycle
Cellular component (GO): transcription regulator complex; nucleus
Molecular function (GO): RNA polymerase II transcription regulatory region sequence-specific DNA binding; DNA-binding transcription factor activity, RNA polymerase II-specific
Source: RefSeq, a predicted model, not a curated record